Molecule: messenger RNA, 1168 nt
Organism: Rhagoletis pomonella (apple maggot)
Lineage: Eukaryota; Metazoa; Arthropoda; Insecta; Diptera; Tephritidae
Exons: 2
Coding region: 320-1168 (282 amino acids)
Source: RefSeq, a predicted model, not a curated record
UAUGAUUGAAAGGUUGACGCGGCCUUUCUUUUUCAUUUCUGGCACAAUUUGGAAUGGACAAUUGUAACAGAUAAUUAUAUGGACUUUCGUUUUGUUUUAGAUUUUCAUUUCAUAGCCCAUUACUAUGUUCCGGUGGAAUAGGAUCGUAACGCUCAAAUGAGUAUAAAAUCUGGAGUAGUACAUUGCUAACGAUUUAGUAUUAAAUUAUCACAAGUUCGCAGCAGUUCUAUUGGCAAAAACGGUUUCGGUCGCGUAAAAAUCUCAACGAGACGAGACAAAAAACAAAACAUUUCGGUUUGUUAACUUAGCUCCUUUGGAAAUGUGGCUGUCUCAUUGUAUUUUUUGUGCGCUGCUGCUUGGCAUACUAUACGACACACCCGCCUCAAAUGCCACAUUAUUAAAUACAAAAACGGAUACUGCUACGCCCAGUACAGACCCGUACUUGAGUUCUCCGCCACAUGAACGCGCCGCGCAUACACCGCGUCCUGCCGUCCAAGCCGCCAACACGGCGUCGUCUGAUUGUCUCACCAACUCGUUGGAUUCGGAUUCAAUCUAUUGUCGUGGCUCGCGUGCUAUACGCAACGCUAUUAACAAUUUGAAUCGUAUGGAUAAACCGUUAGUACUGAUGCGCGGUCUGGAGAUUGUGCCUAGUGCGCGUGUAGGUGAAGCUGCGCCUGCCGAGUCUGCACUCGAGAGCGAUGACUCCUUCUUGGGCUGCGUAUCGGAAUAUUUGCGCAAUCAUGAAUUGAAUAUAAAAUUUUCCGAUUUGCUAGCCGAUGAAAGUGAAAAUUAUUUGGUGCGCCAAGCAGAACGGAACGGCGACGGUCAAGCUGAUGGCGUGCAAGAGGGUCGCAAGAAGGACAAAGGGCAAGGUAUCAUCUUGGCAAUGGCAUUGAUGUUUGGUAAAAUGAUGGCCGUAAUGGGUUUGGGUGGAAUUGGUGCAAUGGCAUUGAAGGCACUCGGCGUUGCAAUGGCAGCGCUCAUGAUGGCCGCAUUGGUAGGUCUGAAAUCGCUAACGCAGCACGGAGGUGAAAGCAGUCACAGCGUACAAUAUUUGAGCGGUGGAGAGGGACAUCAUCACAUGAGACGCCGUAGUAGCAAUUAUGAUGCUUUGGGAUUAGCGUAUCGUGGAUGGCGGAAAGAUCAGCUAAAAAUGCAGGGAGUUUGA